CGAUUGAAAAUCCGUUUAAAUACUCUCCUUCGUUAUCGCUCGCAAGUAGUAUUUUUAUUAACUUGUCGCGCGCUCCAACAAUCCAUUCAUCGCCCCAGUUCAAUUUUUCGACAGAUCAGUUGGAUCAGAAUCUCUUCAAAUUACAUCAUCAGGUCUUGGUUUUCUACUAAAACAUCCUCUUAUCAUACAUCUCUAACUCUGAAAGGCAGCAUUUGAAAUAAAAAUGCACACUGCAAGUGAAAGAGGCCUUGGUGUAUCCAUGAUCGAGCACGGAUAUGGAAAAUCAGGAGUUAAAUUACUGUACAUAAACCGAGCGAAUGGGAUACAUUCCAUCCGCGAGUGUGAGGUGACGACCACUUUAAUCCUGAGCACGGUGCAGUCUUACUUAACGGGUGACAACGAUGGAAUUAUAGCAACGGACUCUCAGAAGAACACCGUUUACAUUUUGGCCAAGAAGCAUGGGAUCAAGGCAAUUGAAAAUUUUGCUCAAUUCCUUUGCCAACAUUUUCUAACAACAUACAAGCAGGUGGAGGAGGUACAAAUUGAAAUUAAGGACUACCCGUGGAAUCGAAUAUCCUCCGAGAACCAAGAACACAGUCAUGCCUUCAUAUUCACCCCGACGGCCACUCGAAAAUGUAAAGUUUCUCAAAAUAGACAAGGUGAAAUCCAUAUCGAGAGUGGAUUUGACGGUCUGCGUGUCUUGAAAACCACGAAAUCAGCAUUUUAUGGAUUUGUCCAUGAUGAAUUUACCUGUUUACCAGACGUUACGGAUAGAAUUUUCAGUACAGUGGUGUCAGCUUCAUGGAAGUGCAAACCCUCCGAUAAAAAUGACUACGAUAAAAUCUGGCAUUCAGCCCAGGCCUGUAUUUUGGAGAAGUUCGCUGGCCCACCAGCCGAGGGAAUUCCCUCACCUUCCGUUCAGUACACGUUGUAUAGAGCCGCUGAGUACAUACUAGAAAAGAAUCCUGAGGUUCUGGAGGUUCGGAUCGUCAUGCCCAACAAACAUUACUUCCCCUUCGACCUGUCAAAGUUUCCAGAGCACUUAGUUCAAAGUGAAGAAAACAGCGACGUGUUUCUUCCGGUUGAUAAACCCUCGGGCUCUAUCCAUGCCACUCUUCAAAGAUCAGCAAUAACUGCUAAAUUGUAGUCGCAGUUGCCCUCUAGGUAGAGGUCAAAUCCGUCAAAAGACAGAGAAGAAAUCCUGGUGAUGUGAGGGUGGAGCAUAACGCGUGGCUGUGACCUCUCUGAAGCCGUGAGACCACUACCUGCAUUAAGUGGUCCCUUGAGACAUUUAACCCCCGCACGGAAUGAGUUUUUCAAAGUUCCGAUAUCAGUGGCGUGGCGCGUUUUGCGAUAUAUGGAUUGAUCUGCGAUUGAAAACUAUCCGUAAAGGCCUAGAUACACACGGCGAUUAAUUGCCGCG
Molecule: messenger RNA, 1423 nt
Organism: Bemisia tabaci
Lineage: Eukaryota; Metazoa; Arthropoda; Insecta; Hemiptera; Aleyrodidae
Gene: Uro
Product: Urate oxidase
Biological process (GO): urate catabolic process; purine nucleobase catabolic process
Cellular component (GO): peroxisome
Molecular function (GO): urate oxidase activity
Source: RefSeq, a predicted model, not a curated record